Messenger RNA from Anolis carolinensis (green anole), 2496 nucleotides. It is a transcript of the gene pmel, whose product is annotated as premelanosome protein. The record is from RefSeq and is a predicted model, not a curated record. Lineage: Eukaryota; Metazoa; Chordata; Lepidosauria; Squamata; Anolidae. The transcript has 12 exons. The coding region runs from base 57 to 2318 and encodes 753 amino acids. Gene Ontology annotation, biological process: melanosome organization. Gene Ontology annotation, cellular component: melanosome; plasma membrane.
CACUGCACUCCUUUGCCAUUGGAUUCUCAGGAGGCUGCAAAGGACUCAGAGCCAAGAUGCUGCAGAGUCGGUGGUACCUGUGGGUUGCGCUUGGGGCUCUUUUGGCUGUAGCUACAGCUCAACGCAGGGCCUACGGCAGAAACAACAAGCGGGAACAAAACUGGAGUCAGAAGCACCCAGGGUACAAGACCUGGAAUUCACGUCUGUACCCCAAAUGGAGAGAAGGAGACGCCAAACAGCGCAACUGCUGGAAAGGUGGGGAGGUGACGUUUGAUAUCAGCAACGAUGCCCCGACUAUCACCGGUGCCAAAGCCACGUUCAGCAUUGCCCUUCGCUUCCCUGGCAAUCAGACGGUGCUGCCAGAUGGACGUGUCGUGUGGAGCCACAACUGCACCGUCAACGGUACCUAUGUGUCGGAAGGAGACCCUGUUUUCCCUGAUCAGGGUACCAAUGCUUCUGACUGCUUCUUUCCUGAUGGACAGCCUUUCUCCCCAAGUGACCGUGGGAAACGUGGCAAGUUUGUCUAUGUCUGGCAAACAUGGGGGCGUUACUGGCAAGUAGUAGAUGGUCCCGCUUCCUUGCUGACCAUUGACACAGGUGAGGUACCCCUGGGCUCCUAUAGCAUGGAAGUGGAAGUCUAUCACUACCGGGGUCGUGAGAAAUUCAUCCCUAUAGGAGGAACCUCAUCACAGUUCAGCAUCACUGACCAGAUCCCAUUCAACGUGGAUAUUGCACAGGUGCUAGAUGUAGACGGGGCCGACGGCAGCUUUGUGCUUAACCGAGCAAUCUCUUUUGGAGUGCGGCUACAUGACCCCAGCCAAUACCUACGUGAUGCUGACAUCUCCUACUCCUGGGAUUUUGGCGAUGGGAGUGGGACCUUGAUUUCUCAGGCCACCAUGGUUACCCAUACCUACCUCACUGUGGGUACCUUCAGCCCUCGUGUGGUGCUCCAGGCUGCCAUCCCUCUGGGCUCUUGUGGAAGCACUUCUGAGGAGCCCCUCAUCAUCCCCACCACCACCCUCGGCAGCACCGUGGCUCAGGCUACCAUCCCUGUGACAACCCCAAGCCCCACCACAGCUCAAAGCCCCACUGCCUUGCCUACAGUCAGCAGCAUCCCAGGAACAGGCUCGGCAGGCGUUCAGAGCCCUGUACCAGACCCUGUGACUCCAGCUGUCCCAAGUGAACAGCCUCCGGAGCCUGCAACCCCAGAAGCUGAUCCUUUGUCCACAGCAGCAGCAGCAGCAGCAGUCACUGUGAUCAGUGCUGUGCCAGAAGGGGCCGGUUUAGCUGUUGCAUCUGUAGACCCUGCAACUGUUGUCUCUGCCAAUGUGGUUGAUGAUACUGCAGGCACUGAGGACCCUUUGGCCAUGACUACUGCCAUGCCUGCAUCUCUCCCAGGCACCAUUGCACCGACAGCUGCAGCCACUGCCGUACCUGCAUCUCUACCAGGCACUGAACAACCGGCUUCUUCCAUUACAGCGACAGUUGAGGAUGCCCCAGACACUCUGGCAUCUACAGUUUUGUCUCCAGCAGCAUCUACAGCUGUGCUUCCUGGGGCAUCGACAACACUCCCUAGUGCAACCAAUACCCCAGUCUCUCCAGUUGCAGGUUCCACAGAAGAUGCAGCAACCAUCAGUCUGCCUGUGUCUGUCCCGACUGAAACAGGAACAAUUGCAACUGAGGUUGUCCAGAUUGUGGUAAAACGUCAAGCACCUUCCAGCUGCCUGCUCUACCGUUAUGGGACCUUUGGCACUAAUCUGGACAUUGUCCAGGGCAUUGAGAGUGUGGAAAUUGUGCAAAUUGUACCACUGGUAACAGCUGUUGCUGACAACACAGUAGAUCUCACUGUGACCUGCCAAGGAAGCCUCCCCGAUGAAGUCUGCACAACGAUUUCUGACCCCGAGUGCUUGGUAGCCCAGGAGACAGUGUGCAGCCCGGUCCAGCCGAGCCCUGACUGCCAACUAGUUUUGCGCCAGGCCUUCAACGAUUCUGGCGUCUACUGUGUCAACAUCUCACUGGCUAAUGCCAAUAGCCUGGCUGUAGCCAGCACUCAAGUCAACAUCCAAGCAGGAAGAAGUCCAGCCUCAUCUCAGAUAACACUAGUAGUUGGAGUAGUCCUUGUUGCUGCCGCCUUGGGGGCUGUUGCCUAUGUCUACAGGCGAGCCAGAUAUAUCCCCCUACGUGCUGUGAUGUCCGCCGGCACGUCUCCUAGGAGUUGGUUGCCUGACCGCACUGCUGUCCGCCUUUUCCUACGCCAGGCUUUUGGGCAAGGGGCAAAUGGGGAGAGCAGCCCACUGCUGAGUGGCAAUGUGAUCUAAAGGUAGAGAUGAAUGCCAAGGGACCCAUCAAGCCUCGCUGACUUAAUGUGUCAUGGAGCCCACACUGAAAAAGGGGAGAGUAUACUCCCACUGCAACUCUGCUCCCUUCCCCAUUGAUCUCCCUUGCCUUGUUGUCAUUUUCAUCCAGUUUUCAGCUAAGUAAACACCAUGACUCCUU